AGCCUGCUCAAGUCCUGGGCCAUCCCUUUCCUGUUGGUGGACGUGAGAGAUGCUUUCCAUCACAACGUCGCUGCCCUCCGUGCCGCCGUGGAGAGUGGAUUUGCCAAGAAGACUUUCAUCUCCUAUUCUGUCACCUUUGGGGACAGCUUCCGACAAGGCAAAGUUGUUGGCAUAGACCCUGGGAGGCAACAAGUCUUGCUCAGUGACGGUGAGGAGCUUCACUACUCCCAUCUCAUUCUUGCAACAGGCAGCGAUGGGCCAUUCCCUGGGAAGUUCAACAAAGUCAUUGACAUGGAAAGUGCCAUCCAGACCUAUGAAGACAUGGUUAAGGAGAUUGAGAAAUCUGAGCGCAUCCUGGUAGUGGGAGGUGGUGCUGCUGGAGUGGAGAUGGCUGCAGAGAUCAAAACAGAGUAUCCAGCCAAAGAGGUCACCCUCAUUCACUCAAAAAUUGCACUAGCGGAUGUGGAGCUGCUAGAUAGUGUCCGUCAGGAGGUGAAAGAGAUUCUCCUCAGAAAAGGAGUGCGCCUCCUAUUAAGUGAAAGGGUCAGCAAUGCAGAAAACCUCACGCUAAACCGGUUCCAGAAGGACACUGUAGUAAGGACAGAAAAGGGCACCGAGGUGGUUGCUGACAUGGUGGUCCUGUGCACGGGGAUAAAGAUUAACUCUUCAGCAUAUGCGGCUGCAUUUGGGGACAAAAUGGCAAGUAACGGUGCUUUGAAAGUUAACAAGCACCUCCAGCUGGAAGGCUACGAGAACAUCUAUGCCAUUGGGGACUGUGCAGAUCUGAAAGAACCGAAGAUGGCCUACCACGCUGGGCUCCACGCCAACGUUGUGGUGACAAAUAUCAUCAACAGCCUGACACAUAAGCCUCUUAAAACCUAUGAGCCAGGUAAGGUNNNAUUCCUGCUUUCAAUGGGCAGGAAUGAUGGUGUAGGCCAGGUGAACGGUUACUAUGUGGGACGUCUCUUGGUAACCAUUGCUAAGAGCCAGGACCUGUUUGUCUCCAAGAGCUGGAAGACGAUGGGCCAGACAAUGCCCUCUUAA
Messenger RNA from Balearica regulorum gibbericeps (East African grey crowned-crane), 1044 nucleotides. Lineage: Eukaryota; Metazoa; Chordata; Aves; Gruiformes; Gruidae. The record is from RefSeq and is a predicted model, not a curated record.